This is a messenger RNA of Penaeus chinensis, 2337 nucleotides long. RefSeq names its product transmembrane protein 161B-like (gene emei). The record is from RefSeq and is a predicted model, not a curated record. Lineage: Eukaryota; Metazoa; Arthropoda; Malacostraca; Decapoda; Penaeidae. The transcript is spliced from 12 exons. The coding region runs from base 334 to 1845 and encodes 503 amino acids.
UACCAUCAGUUCCUAGGAGAAAGCAGUGAUAUCGAAUAAAAAGAUAGUGGUGUGGCGGUAAUCCCCGCUUCUAUCACGGUAAGAAGAGGAUGGGGGCCGACGGUGAUUUCAUGUCACACAACGAGGCUAUUCUCUAAGAGCAGUCGCAGCAUGCCCCAGAUGUACUUGAUGUUUGCGGCCACAUUUCUGAAGAUCAACAUACCAUCCAUGUAAAGACCUGGAAACCGAAGGGGCCCCAAGCUCGUGGAGGAACAACGCUCGGCAGUGGGAACCGAAAUAGCGAGUCGCCGCCGGUACAGCAUCCGUCUUCUGCUCCCUCCCACGUCGUUCGUCAUGGCAGUUUUUGGAGUCCAGCUUGUUGUGACGAUGGUCAUGGCCAGUGUCUUGUCAAGAAUAACUCCUCAUUAUUCCUUGGCACGAUUUCUCUUGUGUCGAACUGGUUUAAUGUAUUAUUUACACCCAACGGAUGAAGAGCUGAGAAGCCUAGCAGGAAUACCCAAAGACAAAGGAAAGAAGGGAAAAGGAGGAGGCAAAGGUAAUGCAAAGUCAAAUAGUAGCUCAGGAAACUCAGAGGAUGAUGGGUCCUUCACAGUACCUCGCAGCCUUGAUUUGAAUCUGGAAAAGUCCCGCAUGGUUCCAGGGGAAGUGAUGCAGCUGAAGUUCUACACUGAAUAUCAAUGGCUUCUUGACUUCUCUCUGUGUGCUGCCCUGGUAUAUGUGGCCACUGAGAUAUUUCUUGCUACUACUCCACCAAAAGGGGAAGUGAACUUGAGUAUGUUGUGGUGUCUUCUUGCUGUUGGAUUUUCACUAAAGAUUAUGUUCACUCUUUCAAUGUUAUAUUUCCGGGGUGAGGAUUCUGGAGGAGAAAAGGCAAUGGUGGUGCUCUCCUUCUUCACAUACCUACUUAUUGCACUAGGGAUGCUCAUUCUUGAUGAAAACAAGCUAGAACUGGGGUUGGACAUGGCCUAUUCUUCAUUCAACUCCAGUGCUGCAGCUUUCUUAAAGGCCCAAGGAUUACCUUCAGAUGGUCCAGCAUCCAAGGUCACCUUCAAGAUUAUUUUGGCCAUGCUAUGUGCUUUGAUUGGUGCCUUCUUCACCUUCCCAGGACUCAGACUUGGAAAAAUGCACUGGGAUUCUCUGAGGUACUGCAACGAAAACAAGGUUCUACGUGGUCUGUUUCAUGCAAGCUUCAUUGCACCCUUGUUCUUGGUGAUGAUGUGGAUAAGACCAUUGACUCGUAGAUAUUUCACAGAAUAUACUUGGCCUGGCUACAGUCAUCCAAUAAUGAGCUCAGACACUUUUGAUAUCUUACGCAUCGUGUUGGUGGUUGUGGUGGCUGUGGUGCGAUUGAGCAUGAUGCCCUAUUAUCUUCAGUCUUACCUCAACAUUGCUUAUGAAAAAAUAGAGGCCCAAAAGAAAGAGUCUGGACGUAUCACUAACAAAGAGUUGCAGAAAAAAGUUGCACGGGUGUUUUACUACCUGUGCGUUGUUACCUUGCAAUAUGUAGCCCCAAUAGUCCUCUGCUUCUUUGUCUCCCUUAUGUUUAAGACUCUUGGUGGACUUAGAUGGGAAGCAUUGCUUGGUAAAGCAGUUGCUGCAGAGAAGUGUGGCCUCGAGUCUGAAGUAGAAGGAGAAGAGAUAGCUGCCAUACCAACUCUCCAAGAUGCCCAGUCAGUAAUGGAAGCAACCAAAAUCCUUUCACUGGGAAUGGAAGAACUCAAAAAGGUGUUCACCACAGAAUUUUAUCGUGGUGUGUUGGGCUUCACUACCUGGUGGUGUGUGUUCUCUUGGUUCCUCUCUGGCACCUUUGGAGUGGCCUACCAGUCCUAUUUUACUCAGUCAUAAAUGGCUUUCAGGAAUGUCAUAUUUCAUGCAUGUAUAUCAAGUUACUCAUGUGAAACAGGUAUUAGCAGAAAGAGAGAGGUAAUAAUCUAAUAUAUCUUCACAUUUAGAAACCAGACUGUCAUCCCCAAUAAUACAGUGUAAUAUUGUCAUUUUUUUUUUGCAGUGUAAUCAUUGUCAUAUUUGUUAGAUCAUUCAUCCAGUUUCUAUGAAAGUUCAUAAAUACUAGCAAAUAAUGUGAAUUAUUUUGUAUAUGGUCCAUUUGUUUAGAAAAUAGUAGAAAGGAGAAUUCAUGGAGAUAGCAUUGAUAUCAUAGAAGUCUGGGAUCUCCUCUAUACAGUCUUUGUGAUAUCUCCAUUCUGAUUUCAAUGUAUUUUACACAUGCACACACAUGCACACUGCACACAUGCACGCACGCACGCACCAACGCACACACCAACGCACGCACGCACGCACCCACACACCCACACACCCAACCAACACACACACACACAC